AUGAACUCCAUCCCUAUUGAUCUCAGUUUCGAUAUAUUCUCGAGAUUGUCUUCGAAGUCUAUCGCAAGGUGUCGCUGCGUGUCGAAGCAAUGGGAUUCCAUGCUUCAACGUCCAGACUUCAAAGAGCUGUUCUUGACCAGGUCCAGGUUUCGUCCACGUAUUUUAUUCGCCCUCUGUGAAUCUGGAGAACGUGAUGAGUUAUUAUUCUUCUCGUCGCCACAGCAUCAGAUUCCGUAUGAGAAUUCAUCACUCGAAGUAGCACCCGAUUUUCAUAUGAAGCUCCCAGGAAAAGGGGAUGAAGAAGACAUAUGGGGCUAUGCCUCUGGUUUGAUGUAUUUCCCUAAUAUGUGGAACGCAAAGAAGGGUGAAGAUAGAGUGAAUGUGAUCUGUAACCCUAGCACAGGACUGUGUGUGGAUUUGCCUAAGCUGGACUUGCCCAAACUGAGAACGGACGUACACUCCACAAGCUAUUUAGGGUUUGAUCCGAUCGACAAGCAAUUCAAGGUAUUGUUUAUCACUAAAUCAUCUAGUGAUCAUAGAAUUCUGACAUUAGGAACGGGAAAAAUGAGUUGGAGGGAGAUCAAAUGCUCAUUGACUCAUAUCAUCCCUCAAGGAAAAGGGAUAUGUAUCAACGGCGUUUUGUAUUACUUGGGUCGACAUUGUGGUUAUGGAUCUUAUAUGAUAGUUUGCUUUGAUGUUCGGUCAGAGAAAUUCAAGUUUGUUGACGGAGGAUAUAUUUUUUGUUAUGAUACUAAAUUGGUAAACUAUAAGGGUAAAUUAGGUGUGAUCGUUGAGUACUGGAGUUAUGAUGACGCUAGUGUUGAUGAAACGGUUACCCUUGAUUUGAGUAUAUGGGUUCUAGAUGAUAUCGAGAAACAGGAAUGGUCGGAACAUGAAUUCACUUUGCGGGAUGAUUAUUUCUUCCAUAACCAUAAUGUCUCCGUAGUUGGACUGACGGCUGAUGGUGAAAUUGUUUUGUUGUCUCUUGAGCAUAAUUUUGGAGCGUUUUAUGUUCUUUUCUUCAAUCCCGAAGGAAACACUCUCCAGAGUGUUAGAUUCCGAGCUAAACAUGAAGGGUUAAGCAGUGGUUCAAAUACAGUUUACGCCUUUCUGAACCAUGAAGAAGAUCUUGAGUUUAAUAUCAGGAAGACAACAUAUGCGGCAACAUCAUCUAACGCUCAACUUCGUGGUAGGUUUGAGAGCAAUAACAUAUUUAAUGCUCUGUGUCUUUCAGAUAAUGAUUAA
Microthlaspi erraticum is the source of this 1245-nucleotide messenger RNA. The record is from the annotation of a GenBank genome assembly. NCBI's taxonomy places the organism in Eukaryota, Viridiplantae, Streptophyta, Magnoliopsida, Brassicales, Brassicaceae.